Messenger RNA from Lactuca virosa, 1411 nucleotides. NCBI's taxonomy places the organism in Eukaryota, Viridiplantae, Streptophyta, Magnoliopsida, Asterales, Asteraceae. The record is from the annotation of a GenBank genome assembly.
AUUGGAGAUUGUGAACCACUGAACCCUAUAAUCCUAAUACUUCACCAAAAACAUACCUUCCUCAUUCCUCAGUUUUCCCCCGAUCUCCACUUACGCCAUUAUCGAUAGGACUUUGCUCUACGUGAUCCGCCCCCAAAUGAUCUACGUGAACUAUAUAAAUUCGAUGUAGCUCCUCUCACAACUCUUGUUUGCUAUGUCGUUUGUCGCCUUCUCUUCAAUCGGUAGGUUGUAGGAGCAUAAAGAACGACUGAUUCUCGGUGAAGAUAGAUCAACGGCGAACGACUCAGCUGCUAUCUUCAUUUCUCUACGACUGCGAAGAUCAUUGAACAUCUGAUUCCCGGUGAAGAUCGACCAAUGGAAAAUGAAAAAUGCUCUCUUCAUCUCUCUGCGACUGCACGAAGAUAACCGACUAUCUCGAUCUCUAUGCUACCUUGUAGCUUAUAGGUUCUGCUCUACUCUUAAAAUGAAAAACGAUCCACCAAAUGACACGUCAGCAUUACCACUAAAGAUUGUAUCUUUUCUUGUUGAAAGUGUAGCUCAAAAUACAACUAGCAGUGUAUUUUUACCUGAUGCAGGCCAAGAAAUUGAGGUUUCUGGAUCACCAACAGAAAAUGGCAUACUUCAAUGGGGGGUUAAUAUUGGGAUGAAUUUUGUAGCAGUUAGAUCAGAAUCUUCGAUUAUUCAUGCAUUCCCAUUUAACUCGAAGAAAAAACGAGGCGAUGUUGCUGUAAAACGGCCUGAUUCUGAAGUUCAUGUACACUGGAAAAGGGCAGCUGAAAUUGUGUUAGCAGCAUGUACAAGAUACAUGGACAUUGAUGGACAACUUGUCCUCCUCAAUGAAGAAAAUGUGGAAUAUUUUAAAAAAGCGAUUGAAGAUAUGGCUUCUGGAAGUUUGCGUUGUGUUGCUAUUGCAUACAGACCAUGUGAAGCAGAAACUGUUCCAACUGGCGAAGAUGAGCUGGCACAAUGGGAGCUACCUGAAGGCGAUCUUGUCUUGCUGGCAAUUGUUGGUUUAAAGGAUCCAUGUCGGAAAGGUGUCAGAGAGGCUGUUGAACUGUGCGUAAAGGCUGAAUGUGGAAUUUUGGAAUCAAAUGCUGAUGCAGAAGAGCCGAAUCUAAUUGAAGGGAAAUCUUUUCGUGCCAUGUCAGAAGACCAAAGACUAGAAGUUGUUGAGAAGAUUUUUGUGAUGGGGAGGUCUUCACCUAAUGAUAAACUGUUACUUGUCCAAGCGUUGAGGAAGAGAGGACAUGUUGUUGUUACUGGAGAUGGAACAAACGAUGCCCCUGCUCUACAUGAGGCUGAUAUUGGUCUUGCUAUGGGCAUCCAAGGAACUGAAGUUGCAAAAGAAAGUAUUGACAUCAUUAUCUUGGAUGAUGAUUUUGCUUCAGUCGUAAAGAUUUUAUAUUUUUAG